CGGGGUGGUUCAGCGUCACCCCAGUGCUGCAUUCGUGAACUAACUCGAAACCCAAAACGUUCCGGGGUGAAUUUUGUUUUCUGGGACGUGGACGUCUUUCAUUUGCGGGAUUUCCCGGGUCGACAGUAUUGUGAAUCGAAAAUUCUGUUCUGAAAACACACAAAUUUUCCGAAGCUUUUCCGACAUCGCUGUUCGAGAAACACACAAAUUUUCCGAAGCUUUCCCGAGUGUCUAACUAGUGGAUCACUCCAUUCCAGUUUUCUCCACACCUGUUCUGAAUCUGACGCUCUAGAGAAUAUCAAUUACGAACGCAGGGUGAUGGGAUGUUGUGUGGUGAGCUGGUAAGAGGCCCCCAGCUGGGCCUGUUGGGUGGGGGAAGUGGGUCUCUCUCCCUCGACCCUCGCAGUCGCAGUCCGUACAUCUCUGUCUUGGCGUUAGUUCAAGGAAUGGCCGCCCUCACGCAGCCAGUGCCACCUGUCGAUGAUGAAGAUAUCUUUCUAGAAAACGGCCUGCUAAGCUACGAAAACCCCAACUACCAUUUGGACCCGGCGCGGCUGGACGACGCUCUCAACUCCAACACGGAGGAAGAUCCUCUCUACCAGGAGCUGCUGGAGGCUGUGUGCCAACUGGGGGCACUGGCCCCACCCGGGGCAUGCCCCAGGGCACGGUGCCUCCCAGGGGCGUGCCCCAGCAGCAGCCACAACGCAGAUCGUAUGCACAUCUUGACAUCAACAGUAUGGGGGUAGAUGUCACCACGGGGCCCCUGACUAAUCUCGACACUAAGAACCAUAUUAUCAGG
This is a messenger RNA of Nilaparvata lugens (brown planthopper), 799 nucleotides long. RefSeq lists its product as uncharacterized. NCBI's taxonomy places the organism in Eukaryota, Metazoa, Arthropoda, Insecta, Hemiptera, Delphacidae. The record is from RefSeq and is a predicted model, not a curated record. Bases 324 to 746 code for a protein of 140 amino acids. The transcript has 3 exons.